Messenger RNA from Pseudogymnoascus destructans, 600 nucleotides. RefSeq lists its product as uncharacterized. The transcript has 3 exons. Lineage: Eukaryota; Fungi; Ascomycota; Leotiomycetes; Thelebolales; Thelebolaceae. The record is from RefSeq and is a predicted model, not a curated record. Gene Ontology annotation, molecular function: methyltransferase activity. The coding region runs from base 1 to 600 and encodes 199 amino acids.
AUGGACGCCAUUGCAAACCAAAUCAAGAGUUUGGCUUCAGGUGCCGACAAGGCUCAAUGCAAGGCUAUCCUUGUCUCCUUGCCCCGUAUCCUUCGCUACUUAGCUUCAAUAGGAAUUAUCAAGGAAACAGGAAAGGACACUUUUACAUCGAAUAACAUCACUGAAGCAGUUGCUCUUCCCAGAUUGGCGGGAGCUCUUUACAACUACUUUUACACCACUUAUCCGGUUUGGUCAGUUCUGCCAAAUUUCCUCAAAGAACACAAAUACCAGGAUGUGGAGGAAAACACUGAUACCGCACUGCAAAAAGCGUUCAACACAGAGCUGCCAUUUUUCACCUGGAUGCUGACUCAGCCUAAAACACUGGCACACUUUAACCAGUACAUGUCUGUCCAUCAUACGGGCAAACACUCAUGGCUUGAAGUUUAUCCACUGGAGGAGAAGAUUGAAGGGCUUAAGCCAGAGCAAGUGUUUUUUGUGGAUGUUGGUGGUGGAAUUGGUACUCAGUCAAUUGCUCUGCGUAAGAAACACCCUGAGUCAUUUUGGAAGAUACGCCAGAUACCGUUGCACAAGCUGUUGCAUACCCAGAUGCAGUGUGGGUAA